This is a messenger RNA of Colletotrichum orchidophilum, 651 nucleotides long. RefSeq names its product AhpC/TSA family protein. Gene Ontology annotation, molecular function: thioredoxin peroxidase activity. Gene Ontology annotation, cellular component: cytosol. Gene Ontology annotation, biological process: hydrogen peroxide catabolic process; cellular response to stress; response to oxidative stress. The transcript is spliced from 2 exons. The record is from RefSeq and is a predicted model, not a curated record. The coding region runs from base 1 to 651 and encodes 216 amino acids. Lineage: Eukaryota; Fungi; Ascomycota; Sordariomycetes; Glomerellales; Glomerellaceae.
AUGUCUUCCACCGCCUUUGUUCAGCGCCCUGCUCCUGCCUUCAAGGCCACCACCGUCUUCCCCGGCGGCGAGUUCAAGGACAUCCAGCUGUCCGACUACCUGGGACAAUGGGUCGUCCUCCUCUUCUACCCCCUCGACUUCACCUUUGUCUGCCCGACCGAGAUCAUCCAGUACAACGACGCGCUGCCCCGCUUCCGCGCCAUCAACACCACCGUCCUGGGCGUCUCGACCGACUCCCACUUCUCCCACCUCGCCUGGACCGAGAAGCCCCGCAAGCAGGGCGGCCUCGGCGCCGACCUCGCGCUGCCCCUCGUCGCCGACAAGUCCCACAAGAUCUCGCGCGACUACGGCGUCCUGAUCGAGGACGAGGGCGUCGCGCUCCGCGGCCUCUUCAUCAUCGACCCCAAGGGCGUCCUCCGCCAAAUCACCGUCAACGACCUGCCCGUCGGCCGCAACGUCGAGGAGACGAUCCGCCUGGUGGAGGCCUUCCAGUUCACCGACGAGCACGGCGAGGUCUGCCCCGCCGGGUGGAUGAACGGCAGCAAGGGUAUGAAGGCCGAUCCCAAGGGCAGCUUGGAGUACUUUGCUGCGCAGGGCGAGACCAACGGCCACACCAACGGAAACGGCCAGAAGAGAGCGCGGGUUGACUAG